Messenger RNA from Populus nigra (black poplar), 2092 nucleotides. RefSeq lists its product as uncharacterized. The coding region runs from base 82 to 1626 and encodes 514 amino acids. The record is from RefSeq and is a predicted model, not a curated record. Lineage: Eukaryota; Viridiplantae; Streptophyta; Magnoliopsida; Malpighiales; Salicaceae. Gene Ontology annotation, molecular function: GPI mannosyltransferase activity; alpha-1,6-mannosyltransferase activity. Gene Ontology annotation, biological process: GPI anchor biosynthetic process. Gene Ontology annotation, cellular component: endoplasmic reticulum membrane; mannosyltransferase complex. The transcript is spliced from 9 exons.
GCCCCAGAACAAGAAAAAUCAAACCUUGAAAUCUCCUUCGUUCUCUCUCUCAAUCUACAAUUACAAACCCUAAAUCCCCAAAUGUCAAAAACCCUAGAAUCUCCACGAAAUCACCAAACCCUAAAAAUCAUCAAAUCAGCAAUCACUUCAAGACUUCUCCUUUUAUCACUAAUCCUCCUCUGUCGCACCCUCAUUGAUCCAUACGACACGUCGUCCCCUCUGGACCCCAAUUGCCUCUCCACAGACCAUCAACAACAAGAACGACAUGUCAUUCAAUUUCCUCGAAUUGGGUCUGCAAUAGAGGACAGUAUUGUAUGGGAUAGUGUCUAUUUUGUGAGAAUUGCUCAAUGUGGGUAUGAAUAUGAGCAAACUUAUGCGUUUUUGCCUUUGCUUCCUGCUUGCGUUGUCCUCUUGUCACGUACAGUUUUAGUGCCGCUGGUUUCAGUUAUUGGGCACAGGGCUGUGCUUGCAUUGGCGGGUUAUUUGGUUAAUAAUGUUGCAUUUGUGCUCGCGGCAGUUUAUUUUCACAGGUUUUGCAAUGGCAUCUGGGAAUGGAUUUCAUCGCUUGAAUACUCUGUGUUUGAUAAUCGGCAUGACCCUGAAGCAGCAUUUCAAGCUUCAAUUUUGUUUUGCUUCAAUCCAGCUUCCAUAUUUUAUUCAUCAAUAUACACUGAGAGUUUAUAUGCCUUAUUAUCUCUGGGAGGGUUGUACUACUUAAUAACUGGUGCAAGUAAUGUAGCUGUUCUUUGGUUUGCUCUCUCUGGCUGUGCAAGGUCAAAUGGAGUGCUUAAUGCUGGCUAUCUCUGUUUUCAGACCAUGCAUCAAGCUUAUGAUGCUGUAUUCCUACAAAAACGUGCUCAUUUGGCAGUGAAGGUUCUCAUUGUCGGAGCACUGCGUUGCAUAUGUAUUUUCAUUCCCUUUAUUGCGUUUCAAGCAUAUGGCUACUACAAUAUCUGUCAUGGGCAUUCCUUGGAUGAAAUGAGGCCUUGGUGCAAAGCCAAAAUACCUUUGCUGUACAGUUAUAUCCAAAGUCACUAUUGGGGAGUAGGUUUCUUGAGAUAUUUUCAGUUGAAGCAGCUGCCAAACUUUCUCCUUGCAUCACCAAUAUUAUCUCUGGCAGUUUGCUCCGUUCUCCAUUACGUGAGGUCACAGCCUGAGAUAUUUUUCUCACUGGGUUUUCGAGCUUCUAAUGGAGAGAAAAGGCCUACAGCUUCACCGUUGUCUCUAGAUAGAGUUCCAGAAUCAACCAGCUCUCAUUUGAAGGAGAAAUCCUCUGCUAAAAUGCAAGAUAAAUACACUGUUAGGCAGAGGAAGCAGAGGAUCAAAGGGGAUAAUUAUGUACUCCUGGAUGAAUAUGAUUCAUUAGAGAAGCCCAGAUACUUGUCUACAUUUAUUGUCCCAUGCACUCUGCACCUGUUGUUCAUGGCAGCCACAGCAUUUUUUGUCAUGCAUGUACAGGUGUCCACUCGUUUCUUGUCAGCCAGUCCUCCUCUCUAUUGGUUUGCAUCACACUUACUGAUAUCUCCUGGUACUGGUAAGAGAUGGGGAUACAUGAUCUGGACAUAUUCUACAGCCUACAUCCUUCUUGGCAGUUUGCUCUUUUCAAACUUCUACCCUUUCACUUGAAACUUGAAUGGACUCUUCCUGUUUAGCAAGAUGCAAGCUUCUCCUACUUGUCGAUUGUUUCCAUUUUACUUGGUCACUUGAUUGUCUGGAUGCAAAACCACGGUGGAAUGGAAGUGCUUGUAAUCAUCAAUCAUGUUGUUGAAAAUGCCAGCUUCAAAGCUCCUGGGGUUCUUUCUCCGCUUUUCUUGUAAAACCAUGCAGUGAGAUACAUGAUUCACGAGUGGUUUUGAACAGAGCUCUGGCAUGAGUUUUUAACAUAUUUUGUGGGUGAGAGCAACCUUUUGCACUGUAGCGUGAUUCGAAGAGUUGCUUAUAGAAAAGUUUUGAUCAGAAAUUUCACGAGUUCUGGUUUAGUUGAUGAACUGUAAAUCAUUGUAUUUCUAUGCCACUGUCAUGGAAUCCUGAGUUUUUGCAUUACAGGAAAUCAUGAAUAAUAGAUGAAAGUGUUCUCUCCUUUUCUUCAUAA